UCCGCCCGCCCUGCUGGUGGUGUGAUGUUCACCGUCCCUUAACUCGUGGGUGAACUAACCCACCUUCCUUCCUUCCUUCCUUCCUUGAGGAGUUUGUCAGUUACUACCACCUCCUCCUCAAUGAAGGGCCUUUGGAUUGAUUAAAGGAGUCCUUUAUAAAAAGGACUGACAUCAUUGUCGUCAUAUUUACUUAACGACAGUGGCUGACAAUUACAGUGACAUCCAGUAACUGCAGUGUCAGCAGUGAGAUUGGUAAUGAUUUGUUGUUUUUUUACGAAAUUGCGUUGAUCUGAGAGUCAGAUGUUUGCAAUUGCAGUUUACAAUGAAAUUGUUUGCAUCGGGCGUCUACUAUCAAGAAGUAAAAGCGAGUGUCACUUUAGUGUAACGUUGUGGAUGCAAAUGCAAAACAAGGAAGUUUUGUACACUUGCUAAGAAGGAAGGUACAUAGGCCUAUGGUGACAUAGGGAGGGAUUUAGAAUCAUACCAGCGUACACUAGUAAUUAUAAUUACAGUGAAUAAUAGGCCUAUGAAGUGGUGAAUUUAUACAGUGAAUUGAAAAGGCUGUGAUCUAAACAUGACAACCUGAAAAUCCCAUUGGAAAUUUAAUUAAAAAAUAAAAGAAUCGGUGUUAUAUUACCAGUUAAUUAGUGUAUAGGUCUAGUGCUUGCGUGUGUGUAUUCAUGCACAUCGAAAGAUUGGCUGAUCAGGCAAAAUCAGUGAUGCUUGGUGUUGAUGUUUUUGCCACUUCUUUUAAGCAUGCAGACUGUUUGAUGAUAAAGCAGUCGUGAUUGUAAUCGUUCGCUCUGAUAAAAAAAAAAAAAAAGUUUUUGUAUCCGGUCAAGAGAAUACAAAAGAAAUGUUCGACAAGUAUUGUUACGCGUUUUAGUCAUCGAAUUAAAAUGACAGCUAUUUGCUUCUUCAAGGUAUCAAGAUACACAUCGUUUUUAUAUAAGAAAGUGUGAGUUUUUCGGAGAAGAUGGAGAAAAUACACUUCAUAUAAAAAAAUGCCGACUCUGAAAAUGUCGGCCCUCUAUGAGAAAUUCUGCGUUGGCAACCGCGCCAAAGACUGAGGGAAAAAAAGGGGGGAAUUCGAUCUUAUUAAAUUAAUUGUUAAUUGGUAGAAAAAAAAAAGAUCGAAAAAUUACAUUGAAGUGAUUCAAGAAGUAAUGGUACAGGGCACUUCUUGGCUACUUUUGAAGCGCAGUGAGGUGGCUCGGUAUGUUGUGAAAGUGGAGAGAGAGAGAGAGAGAGAGAGAGAGAGAGAGAGAGAGAGAGAGAGAGAGAGAGAGAUAAAGUUUCGCCAACUUCCCUUUCUUUGCAUCCAAUCUCCUCCUCCUCCUUUGGGAAGCUUUAUUUUUUUUCCCUGCUGCUUUUAUCUGAGGAGGGAAGAACUGACCAUGGGGAGUUGUAGACCCAUAUUAUACAUUAUAAACUGCACGUUAUCGCAGAGUACUUGAACAAGACCAUAGCUGUCGUCAAAAUCUUUUAGAGAGUGUUUUUAUUUCUUAAUUCGAUCGCAGAGAGAGACUUAAUUAUCCUAUUUAAUUUGGCAAACGAUCGUUACAUCAUCAACAGAGGCCGAAAGUGAGGUUCUGAUAGUGAAUCUAUGACGAACACGAGGUCAGGGUGAAGCUAUGAAGAAAGUUAUGCUCAGGUGUGAAUCGACUUGGAAAAUAUCUAGAUGAAGAGGAUUAUACCGGUGUUAUAGACAAGAAAUGCGCAGCAGACGAUCAUUUGACUGAAAAAUUAUUGGUCAUGCACCUGUUUCUUGGUUUAGACGAGCUAUUUUAAGCGCAUUAUAUCCUGCGAGUGCUUUUGCUUGUAGACCUACUGUUGAAAAACAUGGUAUAGUGUUUUAGACCUAUUGAAGCUUGCAUGCUUGCAUGAGACCCAUAUGAAUUCCGCUGGAAUUUUUAUUGAUAACUUUUAAAUUUUGCAAUAUAAAGGCCAACACUAGGCCUACUCCUCUCCUCUUAUACUGGCUUAGAAAAACCAGCAUGAGUUUAAUUUGAAAGCCAGCGUAUUGUAUAUAACAUUGAUUUAAAAAAAGUCACAAAAGAAUCGAAGUUCCGUGGAAAAUUGUGAUACGAGAGUACAAAGUUAAGAUUGAACUCCGAGUUCAGUACAAAUUUUUAUUUAGAUGUUAAAACAUACACACAAGGUCCUGAGGUCGUUAAUAUAUGUCGUAAAGUUUUAUAUAUUAUAUAAUAAUAAAAAGUUGAGAAAUUUGCUGAAGGAUCUGUGAUAGCGUUACCUGAAAAAAAUAGAUAUAUAAAGAUAUAGUUUUAUCAGAGAAAGAAGAAUAUAUUUAUGGCAAUGAAAGUCUUCGUGUGAAAAAUAUAUUAAAAGUUUUAUUAGAACGAAUAUAUUUACGUCACUUGAAUUUGAAUUAAUUCACGACAGUUGAUCUGUGAUAUUAAUAUUGAUUAUAAAAGUUAUUUCAAUAAAUUGGUGACUAUUUCGUCUGUGCAAGUGAUUGAAGUGCUUAGGCCUAUUAAUGAAACCGUGAAUGAUUUAUAUAAGCAAGACUAUAGGCCUAGCAGUGCACCCGUGAAUAAUAUAUAAUCCAGCCACCCGGAGGAAGAUAAAAGAAGACAGGACAAGUGAAGAAGGGUCAUCUUGACGAAGAAAGUGUCUUUCCAACGGCAGCGGUGGGCCAUUCCUCACUACCGCAAUGUUACCGGAAAUCCUGGGCGUAGUAGGCGAGGACGGGACAGUGUCUUGGGUGCCCCUAACCCCUAUCACCACCUUCAGGGACGUCGCUGCCUGCGUCAGGGACACCGGCGAUCCUCUGCCACUGCUUCUGGAGACCUCUCCGCUAGGAGUUCGCGUCGUUGCCGGAUGGGAACGUCCCCUGGAGCUCCUGCGACUAUGGAGUGAACUGAAGGACCAGGUCAUCUACUCCGUGUCCUACAGGCACAAGGACGACCCGGCCGACCUCCUGGCCUCCUUCUCCAGAUCCUAUUCCUUAGAGGAAGAGGAAGACGAGGAUGAAGACAAGGAACCCAUCAACCCUUGGGAACUCUACGAUCUCAAGGACGAGCUCAAGAACUUGAACAACCACCGCCCUCUGAGGGCUUCGUCUCCCGUCGAGGGCGAUCGCGCGCCCUCAGGGUCGAGGACCACCACAGCCUCGAGUAGUGCGAAGCCCUUGUCGCGUUCUCUCGACGACAGCGACGAACUGAUGGCCGUGAGCAGCGACGGAGAGGCCGACUCCUCUUACAACUCCCAUACCCAGAGGUCGCGGGUCCCAUUCCGGGAGGCCAACUGGUUCCCUCAUUUUAACAGGUCAUUCAGGAGACCCGCCGGAGGAGGAAGCAGUAGGAAUCCCCCUGGAAGGAUGCACUUCGCCCGUGGGCAGUCCCAGACGUCGUCCCUCCCCUCGAAAUCCCAGAAAGUCGUCACGACAUCAACAGCUGGUUACCCUAAGGAGCACCACCCUUCGUUUUUGGAGAGUCACCCAUUUUAUAACCAACACAGAAAACGUGACAUGCAAAGCACCACAGAAAACGGCGGCUCCCAAUUCCAGCGAACUCCGAAGCACAAACUCCACGAACACCUGAUCGACUACGAGAACUACCUUCAGCACUUGCACAGGAACAGGAACCUGAGUCCUGUGAUAAGCAAGAAGCAGAAACUCAGACAUACAGAGUACAAAAACGUCAGUACAAAACCGCACGACUCGGCCGGUUUCCCAAACGGCACGGGCGCUAGGCCUAGCUGCACCAACAGCCACCAGUCAGACAGAACGCAGUGGAACCAAAGGAACAUCAGACACCUCCUGCAGGAGCAUUUCUCGAGCAAAAUACAAAACAGGAUACAACCAUCAUCUAAAGAUGUCCGUAAUGGCGAGCAGAAGGUGGAGCGCUCGGCGAAAGACGUCCAUAAUGGAGAACUGAAGUGGGAGCGUUCUCCGCAGUAUGGAAGCCAUCACACGCAACACGCCACUCGACCUACCGGCGGGAAAGAGAACCACCUCCUCCACAGGCACCCAAAUUCGAACGGAUUUUCCCACGAUAAGAGCUUCUUCGGAUACGUCCCGGGGGAUCAGAGGCAGUCGCAGCCUCCGGAAUACCCAGGGGGCCACAAGAGGCACCACGGGGCACGUGUCACGGAUACCAACGGCUCGACGGACGUGAGUACCCCGUUCGACAAGAGUUUCUACCAGCACAGUGGCAUGCCCAAGACAAACGGGUCUCUUACGUACCACCAAAUGAACGGGCACGGGGGCACGCGUCAUUACUCGUCCCCGCUGUCGAAGUACCUGUCGCCCUUUGCGAACGGGAAGGCUCCAAAGGCCUCGAUAAUUUCGCUCCCUUCGGAGGGAAGGGCCCACAAUUCUCGAUCUCGAUUCCCGCGAGAACUUCGUCCCCAGCACCCGGAGGAGGGCCAUCCCCUGCCCCACAAGAAGGGAAGGGGGUCGCCCCCGAGUAGAGAUGCCUCUAAACCUCGCGGAGGCGUGGACAGGCCCUCGAGGAAGAGCUCAGCUGCCUCCGCUUCCAAGCAGGAAGUCGUCCACCGAAGGUCGUACUCGGAUCCUUUGUAUGAAUACCUCAAGGAGGAUUUCAGGGCUCUGGAUUACCGGAAACCUACGAGAAGAAGACGUCACUCAGGAGGGUCAGGCCUAGGCGGCGAUGUUGUGAUGAGGGAUACGCGAGCGCCGUUAACACUGCUGCCUGACGGGUGUGAGCUGACGGUGGGUGAGCUGCGCGACAUGGCCAGCCGACAGCAGCAGCAGAUCGAGACGCAGCAGCAGCUCCUGGUGGCCCGGGAGCAGAGGCUCAAGUAUCUGAAGCAGCAGGAGUCCAGGGCGGCGGCCGUCGCGGCCGAAGCCGACCGUCUGCGCCGCCUGCGGGAGAGGGUCGAGGCCCAGGAGGCCAAGCUCAGGAGGCUGAGGGCGCUCAGGGGACAGGUAGAAGCAACUCGCCUUAACACUGCUUCUCUCACGACGGACCUAGAUGCCAUGCGGCAUCUCUUCAGCGAGAAGGAAAAGGAAUUAGUUUUGGCCGUUUCAAAGGUAGAGGAACUCACGAGGCAGCUGGAGGAGCUCCGUCAGGGGCGCUCUCCACUCAAUCCAAAUAACCAACACCACAAUGAGCUGGACAAGCUGAGACGAGAGCUGUUGUAUCGUAAUAGUGUGAACAGAGAAGCUUCGGCACGGGUGGAUGCCCAACGGGAGACCUUAGCAGCACGACGUGAUGAGAUAACCCGAAUUGACAAGCGGAUUGCCGAACUUCAGCAGCGCCUGCAUCGAAAGCGGAUUUUGAAUCACCAACUUGCCUCACAAAUUACAGCUGCAACACAGGCUAAGCAGGCACAAUUGAAGGCUGUACAGCAGAAAGCUCUAAGAGAUGGUAUUCAUAGUGAGAAUUCUGCUGAUGAUAUCAACACUCCAGACCAUCUCAAGGUACCUCCCAGCGAGGACUUAGGAGAGUUUGGUCCCAACAAGAAUGACCCCAAGUACCAGACACUUCCAUAUAACACUAAGUUCUCAGUGACCUUCAAGACGAAGAAUGGCCAGGGUGGAGGAGAAUCGGACUCUGCUCCCACAACUCCCACCGGCAUUGCCCCAGUUAUUGCCAUGCCUGAUGCAACUACAUCUGUUACCACUGCGCCUAUCAUUACGUCAACCACUGUGCCUGUCAGUAGUGCGGUAGUAACGAGGACUGUCCACAGCAUCCCCACACAUCCUCCGUCCCGUGGACAUGCCCAUGCACCCGGUGCAUUAAAUCAGUCGCAGCCCCUACAGAUUUCUCAGCAGCCUUCUGGACCAGUUAAACCACCACCUAAUCCAGCAAUGACUCCAAGGGUUUAUGGACCAGUGGCUCAACAGUUUAAUCAGAGGACACAACCACUUGGUUCCAGUACAGGACCAAAUCAGGACUCACGCCCCCUUCUACCCCCUACCUCCCUCUCUGUCUCCUUCAAUCAGAAGCUGAAUCCUGGGUUAACAUCCCUUGCACAGACCCGGAGUCUACUUCCUGUACAUCAAUCUCAGGAGGCAGAAAAUGUUAAAGGGAUAGGAAUAAACACUGUCGGUGAAGGAAGCGAAGACAUUGCCCUGGGAGCUGAAAAUGGCCGUGUAAAACCUGCCUUGCCACCGAAGCCAGCUGUUCCAUCUAAACCUCUUCCUCCUCCUCGUCAGAAGGGUGACCACUUAGCUGCAAGUAAUGAGAGCCUUAACUCGGCGGUACCUGCAAAUCGUGUGGGAAGCCAGGGUCGAUCCCAACAUGGGUUCAGGUAUGCUAGCCAAAAUGUGAUUAUGUCAACUUAUACUCAGCAAACGGGCACAGACCCUCAGUCUGCUGAGGGAAGUGAUGACGGUGCCAUAAAUAAAGUGGCUAAUAAUAUCCAUAACAGUGUCAGUAAUUCAAAGACUGAAUCUGACACGGGAGAAAAAAUACACGUAUCCAUAAACCGACGCAUUGAAAUGCCUCCAGACUUCAUGUUCCCUGAAGAUGAAACUCCUCCAUCUGAUCUCUUAGGACAGAAAGUUGAAGAGAUAGAGAAUGGAACUUCAGACACACAAGCAAUACAACAGGAAAAUGGAAUGGAUACCAUUGACCACAUAGCCAUGCAGCCGUCUCUCCCAGUAACUGAACUGGAAAAACUGAGAAUAAAUCACUCAAAAGAAGAUAAAAUGAGCCAAGAAGAAAGUACUUUAGCAAAUAACGGUGUCCAUAUACCUAAAGAUGAUUCUAGGAAACCUGAUGGAGCAGACACUAACUCAGUUACCAUCGAGGAAGGAAGACCAGAAAAUGAAGGGGAUCAUAGUAACCUGUCUACAUCUGACAUCAUAAACAACAUAAACGAUAAUAUCAAUAACAAUAAUUCAAAUAAUGGUGGUGUCAUUGUAAGGAGAAUAAAGAAAGGAAACCUCAAAACUAAAAACUCUUCGAGAGUCCCUCGAAGGGUUAGCUUUGAUCCUCUUGCCCUUUUGCUCGAUGCCUCUUUGGAGGGAGAACUGGAGCUUGUUCGGCGCACUGCUAUGGAAGUACCAAAUCCUUCUGCAGCUAAUGAUGAAGGGAUAACUGCACUUCACAAUGCCAUAUGUGCUGGACAUCUUGACAUCGUCACAUUCUUAGUUACUUUUGGAUGUGAUGUCAAUGCACAAGAUUCUGAUGGCUGGACACCAUUACACUGUGCGGCUUCUUGCAAUAAUGUGGCAAUGGUGCGAUUUUUAGUAGAGCAUGGGGCUUGUAUUCUUGCUACAACUCUCUCAGACCAUGAAACUGCUGCAGAAAAAUGUGAACAAGAUGAAGAAGGAUAUGACGGUUGUUCACAAUACCUUUAUAGCGUUCAAGAAAAACUUGGUAUAAUGAAUGGAGGUGUUGUAUAUGGUGUAUAUGACUACGACAGUCAGGCUUCUGAUGAAUUAAGUUUCCGCUGUGGAGAUGCCAUAACUAUUCUUCGGAGAGGUGAUGAAUAUGAGCGAGAAUGGUGGUGGGGACAACUUCAAGAUAUCCAAGGAUAUGUACCUAGAAAUUUACUUGGACUUUAUCCAAGAGUGAAAAAUCCAUUACGGGACUCCUGAGACACUUGCAAUUCUAUGCUCCAAUGGACCAUCCACAAACCAGACUCUUGGUGAAUCGAAUUGCCAAAUUUUUUUUAAGGGUUCUGGAAUACAGGCUUCCUUACAGUGUUUUACACCAGGACAUGUUCUUGGUGCUUGCUCACAGCGAUAAACUUUUUUCUUGAUAUUAUAAACUGCAAUUGACUCCUUAAGACUACUGACUACUUGGAAUAGAAUAGUCAUAUUGACUUGACACUCGGCGACUUGCAUAAUUUGGUGGUAGAAGCGGAAACUGUUAGGAUUAACAGGAAAAGAACAGUUUCUGAACAAUUAUUCUUGGUAGGUAUUACAGAAAUAUGGAAUAAAUGCAAUUCUACAUUACUGUUAAACAGUGUCUUGCACCACAAGUGAAGUAUUUUGAAGCAGACCAGUGCCUUAAGUACCAACAACAGUUAAAAGUUGUUAAGUGUCCUGUGAUUACAACUGACAGAUAAGAUACAUUAAAUAUAACGUAACAUAUCUUAAAAAAGCCCUAUAUUUAUCAGAAAGAUGUAUACUCUGCAAUGCUUUUGAUGCAUCUGAGGAUAUUUUUGACAUAAGAAUGCAUCAGCUUCUGUGAAAGAUUAGUUUUGUCGACCUGUGGAAGAUAGUAAUAUAUACAAGUUUAAAAUCUAGCUAAUUGAGUGUAUUGUAUAAAGUAAUGGAAAUAUCAAGCUUGUAUAUAUUUGCUGUUGUCCAGAAGUCUACAAAUGAAGUUAACUUGAGAGAAUGAAGCCGUGGAACAACUAUUUUUCUAGCUUGACGACCACACAUCAUUGUUAAUAUUUUACUACUGUAUUAAUUGUACUGAUAUACAUAAAUAAAGUUGCCAUAUAAAAUAAA
Molecule: messenger RNA, 8395 nt
Organism: Macrobrachium nipponense
Lineage: Eukaryota; Metazoa; Arthropoda; Malacostraca; Decapoda; Palaemonidae
Product: apoptosis-stimulating of p53 protein 2-like
Exons: 18
Coding region: 2675-7534 (1619 amino acids)
Biological process (GO): regulation of apoptotic process
Cellular component (GO): nucleus
Molecular function (GO): p53 binding
Source: RefSeq, a predicted model, not a curated record